Pseudovirgaria hyperparasitica is the source of this 2460-nucleotide messenger RNA. Its product is annotated as cell division cycle protein 48. Gene Ontology annotation, biological process: autophagosome maturation; retrograde protein transport, ER to cytosol; mitotic spindle disassembly. Lineage: Eukaryota; Fungi; Ascomycota; Dothideomycetes; Acrospermales; Acrospermaceae. The coding region runs from base 1 to 2460 and encodes 819 amino acids. Gene Ontology annotation, cellular component: VCP-NPL4-UFD1 AAA ATPase complex; cytosol; nucleus. Gene Ontology annotation, molecular function: polyubiquitin modification-dependent protein binding; ATP binding; ATP hydrolysis activity. The transcript has 2 exons. The record is from RefSeq and is a predicted model, not a curated record.
AUGUCUGCCGAACCUGACCACACGAAUCCAAAGGUGGACUUAUCAAAAGAUCCAUCAGGUGCAGUUAAGACGGACGACGAGGUUGCGACGGCAAUCUUGAAAAAGAAGAAGAAGCCCAACUCGCUCAUCGUGACUGAUGCCGUCAACGAUGACAACUCCAUCAUAGCUCUGUCAAACAACACCAUGGAGACACUGGAAAUCUUCCGCGGUGAUACCGUCCUAGUCAAGGGCAAAAAAAGAAAGGACACUGUUCUCAUUGUCCUUGCCGAUGAUGAUCUCGAUGAUGGCAGCGCUCGCAUAAACAGGGUGGUUCGCCACAACCUCAGAGUAAAGCAUGGUGAUGUGAUCACUAUCCACCCAUGCCCAGAUAUAAAAUACGCGAAGCGUAUCGCUGUCCUUCCCAUCGCCGAUACCGUCGAGGGUAUCACCGGCUCUCUCUUCGAUGUAUUCCUUGCUCCAUACUUCCGGGAAAACUACCGUCCGGUACGGCAAGGUGAUACUUUCACAGCCCGUGGUGGCAUGCGACAAGUAGAGUUCAAAGUCGUGGAGGUAGAUCCACCCGAGAUGGGAAUCGUGGCACAGGACACUGUGAUUCAUUGCGAGGGCGAGCCCAUCCAACGUGAAGAUGAAGAAGGAAACCUCAACGAGGUCGGCUAUGAUGACAUUGGUGGUUGCAGAAAGCAAAUGGCACAGAUCCGCGAGCUGGUCGAACUACCUCUGAGGCAUCCACAGCUUUUCAAGUCCAUCGGCAUCAAGCCACCACGUGGAAUUCUCAUGUACGGUCCUCCCGGUACUGGUAAGACUCUUAUGGCUCGAGCUGUUGCCAAUGAGACGGGAGCAUUUUUCUUCCUCAUCAACGGUCCGGAAAUCAUGUCAAAGAUGGCCGGUGAGUCAGAGUCCAAUCUGAGGAAGGCCUUUGAAGAGGCCGAGAAAAACUCGCCUGCUAUCAUUUUCAUCGAUGAGAUCGACUCCAUUGCGCCAAAACGUGAGAAGACCAACGGUGAAGUCGAACGACGUGUUGUAUCGCAGCUCCUUACAUUGAUGGACGGGAUGAAGGCUCGUUCCAAUGUAGUCGUCAUGGCCGCCACCAAUCGACCGAACUCUAUUGAUCCCGCCCUCCGUCGGUUCGGUCGCUUCGACCGUGAAGUCGAUAUUGGUAUCCCAGAUCCGACGGGACGUCUUGAGAUUCUUCAAAUUCACACCAAGAACAUGAAGUUAGGAGAAGAUGUGGACAUGCAAACGAUAGCUGCCGAGACGCACGGCUAUGUCGGUUCUGAUCUUGCAUCCCUCUGCUCGGAGGCUGCGAUGCAGCAAAUUCGUGAAAAGAUGGAUCUCAUUGAUUUGGACGAGGAUACCAUUGAUGCAGAGGUUCUGGACUCUCUCGGUGUGACCAUGGAGAAUUUCCGCUUCGCUCUCGGUGUCUCCAACCCGUCCGCGCUUCGCGAAGUUGCGGUCGUGGAGGUUCCCAAUGUCAGAUGGGAAGACAUUGGUGGUCUCGAAGAUGUCAAGCGCGAGCUCAUCGAGUCCGUGCAAUAUCCCGUCGACCACCCCGACAAAUUCCUCAAAUUUGGCCUGUCGCCAUCCCGUGGUGUUCUCUUCUACGGACCUCCUGGAACGGGUAAAACAUUACUCGCCAAAGCCGUCGCCAACGAGUGUGCCGCAAAUUUCAUUUCCAUCAAAGGACCCGAGCUUCUCUCCAUGUGGUUCGGUGAGUCAGAGAGCAACAUUCGCGACAUUUUCGACAAAGCCCGUGCGGCUGCUCCUUGCGUUGUCUUCCUCGAUGAGCUCGACUCAAUUGCCAAAUCUCGUGGCGGCUCAGUAGGCGAUGCUGGCGGUGCUUCGGACCGCGUAGUCAACCAGCUGCUUACCGAGAUGGAUGGUAUGACGUCCAAGAAGAACGUCUUCGUCAUCGGUGCUACGAAUAGACCUGAGCAGCUUGAUAACGCUCUGUGCCGCCCUGGACGUCUCGACACACUUGUAUACGUCCCACUCCCAGACAAAGAAUCCCGCCAGAGUAUCUUGAAAGCACAGCUCCGCAAGACACCAGUCGCCCCUGACGUCGAUCUUGACUUCAUUGCGCAAAACACCCACGGCUUCUCUGGUGCCGAUUUGGGCUUCAUCACCCAGCGUGCCGUCAAGCUAGCUAUCAAGGAAGCCAUUUCGUCUGACAUUGCUCGCCAGAAGCAGCGCGAGGCAGCCGCCGAGGCAGCCGGCGAAGACCUCAUGGAUGAAGAUGUUGAGGGCGAGGAUCCAGUGCCAGAGCUUACCAAACGCCACUUUGAGGAGGCUAUGUCCACCGCACGCCGGUCGGUCACCGAUGUUGAGAUCCGCCGGUACGAGGCUUUUGCUCAAAGUAUGAAGAACGCUGGGCCAAGCUCGUUUUUCCGAUUCCCAGACGCCAACAACGCAGCGGCAAACACCGCGACAGACGGUGGUGAAGACGAGGGGCUUUAUGACUAG